Molecule: messenger RNA, 2787 nt
Organism: Prunus armeniaca (apricot)
Lineage: Eukaryota; Viridiplantae; Streptophyta; Magnoliopsida; Rosales; Rosaceae
Source: the annotation of a GenBank genome assembly
AUGGCAGUAGAAUCUGUGCUUACUUUUGCGGCUCAGGGAAUACUGACGAAGCUGACUGACCUUGCUGCUCAAGAAUUCCGUAUGGCCUGGGGAUUCAAAGCUGAACUAAGGAAGCUCCGUGAAUCCUUACCCAUCCUUCAAGGUUCCUUGGACAAGGCAAACGAUGCUGCUGAGCAGGCAAAAGAUGGGGGCAAGGCUGUGGAAGAUUGGGUGAAGAAACUUAAACACAUAGCUGAUGAGGCUGAUGAUGUCUUGGAAGAAAUCAACUAUGAAUUUCUCUGGAGACGAGUAGAACUGCAAAACCAAAUGGGGAAAAAGGUGCUCAACUUCCUUUCUGCCUCAAAUCCCAUUUUGUUUCGACAAAAAAUGGCACACAGAAUUAGAAAAAUCAGCGCUUCUCUGGCGGAGCUCAAGAAUGACUCAACUUUCGUUGGGCUUGGGUUGGUUGCAAAGGACAAAGAUCCAACCCCUCAAGGAAUUAGGGAGGACAGAGUAACCGACGCAUUCUUUGGUAAAAAUGAAAUCUUCAUUGGAAGGAAUGCGGUUGUGUCAGAUAUAGUUACAACAUUGACCAACUCCAAUACUAAUGAACAAAAUCUGUCGGUUAUGGCGAUUGUGGGAAUGCCAGGACUGGGAAAGACAACUUUGGCCAAGUCAGUGUACAAUGAAGGUGCUAUCGAUGACUAUUUCAACAAAAAAUUGUGGGUGUGUGUAUCAAACACUUUCAACGUCCAUUCGAUUUUAACUGCAAUGUUAGGAAAGGUAGCCCCGACUCAACAAGCAUUGCUUACAGACCUCCAAAAAGAGUUGAAAGAGCAAAAAUACUUGCUGGUACUUGAUGAUGUUUGGAAUGAAGAGUCUGAGAAAUGGGAAAGGUUGAUGAGCUGUUUGUCAAAGUUGAAUUCUGCUCCAGGAAGCAAAAUUAUUGUCACUACCCGCAGUGGCAUAGUUGCAUCACUCACAGAAACACUUCCGCGGCCUAAAUUGGAACUUCUAUCAACAGAUGAAUGCUGGUCCAUAUUGAAACAUUACUCAUAUGGUAGUUCUAAUAUACCUCCUCAUUUAGAGAGUAUUGGACGGGAGAUUGCUGAAAAAUGUGAUGGUCUACCAUUGAUGGCAAAGGUUUUGGGAGGCAUACUUCGUUCAAAAAACAGUACUGAUGAAUGGUUGUCAAUUCAAGAAAGUAAAAUAUGGGCAUUACCAGAAGGCGAGGAUAGAAUCAUGUCUAUUUUGAGGGAGAAGUUGGUCCAACUCUGGAUGGCUGAAGGAUUUCUCCACUCUUCAAAUGUUACAAUGGAUGAAGAUGGAGUUGUUAUCACAUGCAAGAUGCACGAUCUUGUGCAUGAUCUUGCAGAACUAGUGUCAAAAUCUGUUGGGAAAUUGCGGUCCCUAUUUUCAAAUGGUGAAGGCCUUAGCAAUAGCUUGUCAAGUUUUAAUUCUUUACAUGUGUUGAAUUUAUACGAGGCUGAAAUUGUGGAGUUGCCAAGUUCAAUUGGCAGGUUGAAACACUUGAGGUAUUUGGAUGUUUCUAGAACAGAAAUCAAAGAACUUCCAAAAUCUAUUGGCAAGCUUUACAAUCUGCAGACAUUAAGAAUGUGUGGUAUGUGGUAUCUUGAAAGGUUUCCAAAGGAAAUGGAAAAUUUGAUCAAGUUGAGGCAUGUUUAUUUCGACCAUGAUCAGAAAGUUCCAUUUGGGAUGAGACGAUUGACUCGUCUGCAAACAUUACGUUACUUUAAUUUGGAUAAGGAAAGGAAUCAUGGAAUUGAUGAGCUGGGUGGCUUAAACCAAUUAAAAGGUGAACUAACUAUCUCAUCUUUGGAACAUGUGAAAGACAAAGACGAAGCGAAGAAAUCAAAUUUAGUAGUGAAAGCAAAUAUACGAAAGUUGACACUAAAGUGGGGGAAUUCCUGGCAGAGAAACAAUAAGGAGAGUGAUGUUGAUGCAAUUGAGAAAUGCCCCAAGUCGUUUUCCAUCUCUCCAGAAGUUGAAGAUACAUAUAUUGACCAGGUCAUGGCAAUAGAAAAUAUAUGCAGUCAACUAACCACUCUCACUCACCUCGAAAUUCGUGGAGCCACAGAGCUUACUCGUCUGCCAGUAGGGAUGCUGGAAAACAACCACAAUCUUCGGGUGCUGCAUAUUGACCAUUGCAAUGAGCUUAGCCAUUUACCUGAUGAGCUACACACACUCCGUCUUCUUGAGGAGUUGACUUUAAAGAAUUGUCCUAGUCUAGAGUUCAUUCCAAUUACCACCCAGAGCCAGGGCAUGCCAUGUCUCCGCAAAUUGAAGAUUAAGAAGUGUGAGAAAUUAUCAAGCUGGCCGAGUGGGUUGGAAUAUUUCACCUCUCUUCAGGAAUUGCAUAUUCAAAAUUUGAAGCAUUUACCGGUUGAUGGGCUACAGACCCUCGUCUCUCUUGAGGAGUUGACUCUAAAGAUUGUCCCUAGUCUAGAGUUCAUUCCAAUUACCACCCAGAGCCAGGGCAUGCCAUGUCUCCGCAUAGUGAAUAUUCUGAAUUGUGAGAAAUUAUCAAGCUGGCCGAGUGGGUUGAAUAUUGCACCUCUCUUCAGGAAUUGCAUAUUGAAAAUUGUCAAAAUUGGAGGCAUUUACCGGUUGAUGGGCUACAGACCCCUUGUCUCUCUUGAGAAGUUGACUCUAAAGAAUUGCACUAAUCUAGAAGCUAUUCCCAAUUUAGACAACCUCACAUCCCUCCGUUUUUGUCUAUUUGUGGUUGUGAUGGACUCACAAGUCUACCGAGGGGGCUACAAUCCUGCACAUCUCUUACAAUGCUGA